UUCUACUCCAGUUUGAGUUUAAAGCAAAGCAAUUAAUAAACGAAAUGCACUACGUGGCUUGAACCGAGACACGGCAUUGUCGAAGACCAACAUUAAUGGGUGCUGUCCUUCAUAAACUUUGCAGUUGCUGCCGAAAAAAGAGAAAUAGUAUCGGCACACUUCCCGAUAGGCGUAUCAAGGUUUUGCUGCUCGGAGUUAUGGCUAGUGGAAAAACUGAGCUCGGCUACAUACUGAGUCGUCAGCAACGAGAGAAUUUUGAGCCCACAAACGGCGUCCAGUUCUAUCGGAUAGAGCUACCCGAGCGAUAUGUUUCCAUCACAGAAGUGGGUGGAAAUACCGAAAUUCAAAAGAUUUGGCAUCAUUAUUUUCUCACAACAAUGGGAAUUAUUUAUUGUUUCGACAUGUCCACAUCAUAUGAAAAACUGCGAGAUUCCUUUGAUUGCCUGCGGCGGGCCCUAAUGCAUCCGUAUGUACGAGGUAAGCCGGUACUGCUAGUCGCCACAAAAGCCGAUUUGGCGGACGAAGGCAUUCAACUGUUCGACAUAGAGAACACCUUCCAAUUAGAGGCGCUGGCCAAGUAUUAUCUCAGUAGCGCUCACGUCUGCUACGUCGGCAAGAAUAUUUGUAUGGACAAUCUGUGGAAUGGCUUUGGCUGGUUCGUUAAAUAUAUUAUAGACAACAUGGAUCAAUUGCAGAUGAGGCUAAAAACCGAUGCCAAUUUAGAGGCUUGGCAGGAUCAGAUCAAAAAAUUAGUCUCAGAAGGUCGCAUGAAGCGAGGUCGUUAUCGCCAGUUCCAGUAUCACUUGAAAAACACAUCGCGCAGGAAGUUGUGGUAUCGCUCUUUUGGCCAUUUUCGCACAAAACGCAUUCGACCCCACACGGCUCCAGCCACAAUAAACGCCGCUGCAUUCGGGACAAAUACUUCAACAACUGAACCUGAAAACUCUCCAUCGGAGGCGUGUGUAACUGUUGCCAGUAAAGUGCCAAAUUUAAGUGCGAACUCACUGGAAGUGGGUAAAGUGUCCCAGGCGUGAGGACAAAGUGUGGGCA
This is a messenger RNA of Ceratitis capitata (Mediterranean fruit fly), 1050 nucleotides long. RefSeq names its product ADP-ribosylation factor-like protein 13B. The transcript is spliced from 4 exons. Lineage: Eukaryota; Metazoa; Arthropoda; Insecta; Diptera; Tephritidae. The record is from RefSeq and is a predicted model, not a curated record. Gene Ontology annotation, biological process: receptor localization to non-motile cilium; non-motile cilium assembly. Gene Ontology annotation, molecular function: GTPase activity; GTP binding. Gene Ontology annotation, cellular component: non-motile cilium; ciliary membrane. Bases 96 to 1034 code for a protein of 312 amino acids.